Oncorhynchus masou masou (cherry salmon) is the source of this 1173-nucleotide messenger RNA. Its product is annotated as CD209 antigen-like protein D. Gene Ontology annotation, cellular component: external side of plasma membrane. The coding region runs from base 46 to 951 and encodes 301 amino acids. Gene Ontology annotation, biological process: biological process involved in interspecies interaction between organisms; immune response. The transcript is spliced from 8 exons. NCBI's taxonomy places the organism in Eukaryota, Metazoa, Chordata, Actinopteri, Salmoniformes, Salmonidae. Gene Ontology annotation, molecular function: carbohydrate binding. The record is from RefSeq and is a predicted model, not a curated record.
UUUGGGCUGAUGUAAUAAGUGUCUGGUAUGAGUGUUUAGAUCAGUAUGUCUGAAGGAAUAGUCUACGCUGAUGUGAAGUUCAAAAAGCACCAAAAGACUGAAGGAAAAGAUGGUGCAACAGCAUCCACAGUGAAUGAUGCCACGUACUCUGAAAUCUCAAUUCCCAAAGCCGGACGCAACCAGCCAUCUAUCGACACUAAUGCUGGUGACCCUGAUUCUCAGAAGGGGUUAAAUGUCAAACCAGGUGGAUAUGACCCUGUCAAAGUGGUCCUGGUGACUCUCUGUGUUCUUCUGAUGGGGACGGUCAUUGGACUUGUUUUCCUGUAUAUCAGCAACCUGCCAACCAAAAACACAGAGCUCCAAAUUCUGCAAGCGGCUUACAAUCAAAAUCUUACAUCAGCUUUAACGAUCAAAAACAGAGAGCUUCAAGAACUGCAAGUCAAGAACAAAGAUCUUCAGGAGAAGGAACGUGCAGGGAAUAAUGACUGUCCUAAACCUAUGAACUGUGCUGAAGACUGGGAGUAUUAUGGGGGGAAGUGCUAUUACUUCUCCCCUGAUAAACUGACCUGGGCUCAGAGUCGGGAUGAGUGUAUCACCAGGGGGGGACACCUUGUCAUCAUAGGGAGCCUAGAGGAGCAGAAAUUCUUAGAUCAGAAAAUUGGUACAAAAAUAAGUACGGACCCUGAAGACAAGUUCUGGAUUGGGCUGACGGACAGUAUAAACGAGAAUGAGUGGUUAUGGGUGGACAAUUCACCUCUAAGCACAAGUUUCUGGCUUAGUGACCAGGAGCCGGAUGACUGGAAAGGAGAAAAUCCCGACGGUGAAGACUGUGCUAGAAUGGGGGAACCGGGUGGUACUAAUGACGGCAGGAGUUGGUUGGAUGUCAACUGUAAUAAGACUCAAAGAAGAAUAUGUGAGACAAAAUCCACCCUGGUGAAACAGUAUCUUUAAGAAACUCAAAAGUUCCUGAAAUAUGUCGCUGAACAACACCAAAGUAUUUUUUUGCUGGCAUUGAUAAAAAGGAGAAACUGUAUUGUGACUGGUUUACAGGAGAUUACUGCUGAUGUUCACAUAUCUUUCUUUUUUUGAACAUACAUUGUUUAUGCAUUUUAUGCUAUGGUGUCAAACAAAACAAAUCCCCAACUGAGUCUAAUUAAAAACAUGUCAGAUACA